Molecule: messenger RNA, 690 nt
Organism: Phodopus roborovskii (desert hamster)
Lineage: Eukaryota; Metazoa; Chordata; Mammalia; Rodentia; Cricetidae
Product: short stature homeobox protein-like
Exons: 5
Coding region: 1-690 (229 amino acids)
Biological process (GO): regulation of transcription by RNA polymerase II
Cellular component (GO): nucleus
Molecular function (GO): sequence-specific double-stranded DNA binding; DNA-binding transcription factor activity, RNA polymerase II-specific
Source: RefSeq, a predicted model, not a curated record
AUGACCCGGGCCCGCACCACCCCAACCCGCACCGAUUCCCUCGCUGACCGGCACCAUCCCAACGCCCCCGCCCGGGAUUUUUCCCGUUUGUUCGGCUCUAACUCGCGGCCGCCCCGUGCCGCCCCCGCCCCGCCCCGCCCGCGCCGCAGCCGCACGAACUUCAGCCCGGAGCAGCUGGCGGCCCUGGAGCGCGCGUUCGAGGACACGCACUACCCGGACGCGUCCACGCGGGAGGAGCUGAGCCGCCGCCUCGGGCUGUCGGAGGCGCGGGUGCAGGUCUGGUUCCAGAAUCGCCGGGCCAAGUGCCGGAAGCAGGAGACCCAGACCCACGCAGGCGUCCUCCUCGGCCCCCCAAGAACUCUGGAUGCCUGCCGCGUGGCUCCGUACGUCAGCAUGGCCACCCUGCGCGUGCCCUUCCCGCAGGUGCGUCACUUCCUGUCUGCGGGGUCACGUACAGCCCACUCCCAGGCCCGCCUCCAGCCGCUUCCGGCCGCUGGCCCCGCCCCUUUCCUGAUGUUUCCGCCACCGCACUUCACGCUGCCGAUGACGUCACUGGCCGAGUCAGCCAACAUGGCCGCCUCCAACAUGGCCGCCUCCAACAUGGCCGCCAGGGCUGGCGGCAGCAGCAGCUCGAGCAUCGAGGACCUGAGGCUGAAGGCGCGGAAGCAUGCGCAGGCCCUGGGGCUUUGA